ACAUUUAUAAACUUCCCGCAACGUCAGUUGUCUCCUGGUGUGCGUCGAAUCAGUGUACGAUGUGUGCAGGGAAUGUGACGUUCGCGCAAGUCUCCUCAAGUAUCAAAAGAACCCUUCCAAUAGAGUCUCACCUUUGAACCCAUGAGGCACCAGUGAAAGAUUCUUGACGUGCGUGUAUGGAUUCAACUCAAAUCAAUAAUUUAUAACAAACAAAUAAUAGACAAUAUGGUGGAGCCAAUUUUUGACUAUCAAUUUCGGUUGAUUCUGAUCGGCGACAGUACAGUGGGAAAGAGUUCUUUGCUCAAGUAUUUUACUGAUGGAAAAUUUGCUGAGUUAUCAGAUCCUACGGUUGGUGUGGAUUUCUUCGCGAGACUGAUAGAUGUGGACGAUGGAACAAGAAUCAAGUUGCAGUUGUGGGAUACAGCUGGGCAGGAGAGAUUUAGGUCAAUCACAAAAUCUUACUACAGAAAUUCCGUGGGCGCCCUCCUGGUCUACGACGUCUGCAAUCGAGCGAGUUUCGAACACAUUCCCCAAUGGAUGAUGGAAGCUCGCAGGCACAUAGAGCCCCAUCGCCCCGUGUUCGCUCUCAUCGGUUGCAAACUCGACUUGGUAACCAACGGUGGAAGAAGAGAAGUGUCCAAAGAGGAGGCACGAUCAUUCGCCGAUCAAAACGGCAUACAUCACAUUGAAACUAGCGCUAAGACUGGAGUUAACGUCACCGAGGCAUUUCGUGUCGUAACGCAGGAGGUCUACAAUAGAAUUAAAACUGGCGAGUACAAAGUAGAAGACGGUUGGGACGGUAUUAAGACGGGUUUUGCGCGUCCCGGCGGUUUAGAUUUCAAUCUAGUCGAGGCUGAACCUGCCAAAUCCUCGUGUUGCUGAGAUCAUUCUCAUUCUUUCCAGUCUCUUCAACGAACAAUGACCCAAGAAACUCUUCAAAAGUGCAUUAGAAAAUUUGAUUUGCCCUAGAUUUACUCGUCUAUCGAUACUUGCCAUUCUUUAGGACCUCUUCACUUCAUGUCAUUCUAUUUUUUUUUCUUUCGAGAUUUGAAAGGGUAGAAAUUUUGGAGUAAAGUGAUGAGACGUGACUGGUUGACUUAGGCCAUUCUGUUUGAUUAUGAAAUUAUCUCGUGAAUCCUUUUUAUAAAAAGGUGAAUAUUAUAAAUUUAUUUCGAUGGAGUGCACUGUUAAAAAUUUUUGUCUGAAAUUUCCGGUACACUUUUUGGAAAUUUUUAUCGAAUUAA
This is a messenger RNA of Diachasma alloeum, 1244 nucleotides long. It is a transcript of the gene Rab39, whose product is annotated as ras-related protein Rab-39B. NCBI's taxonomy places the organism in Eukaryota, Metazoa, Arthropoda, Insecta, Hymenoptera, Braconidae. Bases 226 to 882 code for a protein of 218 amino acids. Gene Ontology annotation, molecular function: GTPase activity; GTP binding. The transcript has 4 exons. Gene Ontology annotation, cellular component: Golgi membrane. Gene Ontology annotation, biological process: Rab protein signal transduction. The record is from RefSeq and is a predicted model, not a curated record.